AUGAUGGCGACCAAGAAACUCGACAUCGCUCCCGCUCCCAGCCCCGGCGUGGGCGAUGCGUCGGCCGCCAGCUCGCCCUUCGCCAUUCCCUCGCCGCAGUCCGACGGCUCCGCCUCGCCGCUGGACCCCACCGCCAAUGCUGCCUCACCGUCGCAGCCCGCCGCCCACUCGUCCGCCCUCGCGACGCCCCUCCCGCUUGCUCCAGGCCCGGGGGCAUCGCCCUACAUCACACCCGCCAUGAACCACGGCCCCUGCGGCAACAGCUAUGUGAUCCCGCCCCGCCCCAAGCCCGGCCGCAAGCCCGCCACCGACGACCCGCCGUCGAAGCGCAAGCAGCAGAACCGCGAGGCCCAGCGCGCCUUCCGCCAGCGCAAGACGCAGAAGAUGGAGGAGACGAACCGCGAGCUGCAGCGCGCCCUCGACGAGCGCCGCCACCAGACCGACAUCCACCAGCGCGAGGUCACCCACCUCAACGCCGCCCUGCACGACGAGCGCCAGCGCUCCGACGCCCUGCAGCGCAAGGUCGACCAGCUGACGUCCGACAACGACUCGAUGCGCCAGCAGCUCGACUUCAUGCAGGACAAGCUGCUGAAGCUGGAGCGCGACAUGGACUACCACCGCCGCCUGCCCCCGCAGAACCAGCUCACGCCACCCGCCUGGCGCGGCGAUGCCGACGACCACCCGGCCCCGAGUGCUGAGGCCCGUGGGGACUCUGGGCCCACCCAACCACCACCCUCCGCUACCAACCCCAUCACCCUUCCCCCGCUCGUCCGCUCCGAGCAUGCCGCCCCCAAGGACGGCUGCGGCCGAUGCGCCGACAAUGGCGACUGUCCCUGCGUCGACUCGCUCGUCGACUUUUCCGGCUCCAACCGCACUGCACGCCCGCCUGCCUCCGCCGACGUCGAGAUGCACGACGCCGCUGCCCACGACGAGGAGAUGGAGAUCGACUUCACCAAUUUCGGCAAGCGUCCCGCUGCCAGCCGUCCCUCCGCCAUGGAGCCGCCGUGCAAGCCCGGUACCUGUGAUGCUUGCAUGAAGGAUCCUCUUCAAAAGCGCUUCUGCGAAACCCUUGCCCGCGAGCGCCCCAUCAGCCGCUCGUACCUGAGCCGUGAUCUGUCUUCCUACGCCAGCGCCAAGGGCGACGAUGGCGGCCAGACCUCUGUCAAGCGUCAGCGCCUUAGUGUUCACAGCGAUUCCAUCGACUGUGCCGAGGCCUACCGCCGUUAUUUUCGCGUAGCCAACCUUCCCGUCAACGAGGAGCACCCGGCGUGGAUGAGGGAACUCAUCACCCUGCCGCCCACCCGCAACGACUCCAUCCGUCUGCAGCAGCUCAAGGCAGCGGACGAGGCCAAGCAGAAGCGCCACAUGUCUGCCUACGAGCUGGACAUGGCCUCUGUCCUCAAUGUCCUUAGUAAAGCUGACACCCGACAUAGCACCGACGACUCGUCGGAGCAGACCUCGCGCCACAACAGCAUCUCCAUCAGCACGUCGGGCAGCGGCGGUGCCAACGGUGGCAACAGCGAGAUCAGCAACGACAGAAUCCUCGAGUCGCGAGCGUCAGUCCCAAUCAACAGGAUUACCAACACCAAAACAUCGGACCUGGCCCUCCGCCCACCGAGCACCACCGCGCAGCAGCGGCCCGUCCCUGUCUCGCGCAGGACGUCGUACCAAGGCUCCAUUCAUAGCCCCAUCACGCCAUCGACUCCAACCGGCUCUGGAUUCCACCGCAAGGAUAGCCUCGCCUUCGUCAUCAACGAGAGCGGCCAGUCCGGCUCUUCCCUGCCGGGCACUCCCACCGCCUUGACACCUGCCAUCGAGGCCUGA
This is a messenger RNA of Diplodia corticola, 1824 nucleotides long. RefSeq names its product bzip transcription factor. The record is from RefSeq and is a predicted model, not a curated record. NCBI's taxonomy places the organism in Eukaryota, Fungi, Ascomycota, Dothideomycetes, Botryosphaeriales, Botryosphaeriaceae. Gene Ontology annotation, cellular component: RNA polymerase II transcription regulator complex. The transcript is spliced from 2 exons. Gene Ontology annotation, molecular function: transcription cis-regulatory region binding; DNA-binding transcription activator activity, RNA polymerase II-specific. The coding region runs from base 1 to 1824 and encodes 607 amino acids.